AUGGCCCGCCAAUUGCGCUCUUCUCAACAAACACUAUGCACGCAUCACCAAGCGAGGCCUAAGGGCGGUUAUGGCGUUGAAACAACUACGAGCACUGCGACCCAUGCACCGCUUGACGACCCCUUUACGGUGACGAUAGCGUCGAUCAUCGGCUAUGCUUCAUUCGUUUGGGAAGGCAGAAUGAUGAAACUGCUCGAACUAAUUCACCGGAGAGCGGAACCGGAUAUUGCGGAAACAUAUCGCACAGUAGCUCUGACUAUUGUAUAA
Messenger RNA from Rhinocladiella mackenziei CBS 650.93, 267 nucleotides. RefSeq lists its product as uncharacterized. The record is from RefSeq and is a predicted model, not a curated record. The transcript has a single exon. The coding region runs from base 1 to 267 and encodes 88 amino acids. NCBI's taxonomy places the organism in Eukaryota, Fungi, Ascomycota, Eurotiomycetes, Chaetothyriales, Herpotrichiellaceae.